CGCUAUUCCCUCUCCAUUCAAGGUGCGGCAGCCAAGCAGGUGCGCGAGGAAUCGUCGAGAAAUCAUAUAGCUGUUGUUUGCUAACUUUAUUUUUUUAAAGCUAAGGAAAACGUGCCUAGAUAGCAAAAGAGGAGCCAGUUUUUUUCUCUCAAGGAAGCAGACUUGUUUUUUUUAAAGAAGAGAGAAGUCUGUGUCUUGAGGAGUACCUGAACAGGUGAACAGCGUCCUUUGUGUUUUCAAAGUCAAGUCGGAGAAGAAGUAGAAAUGGCUAACUCGGGUCUUCAGAUUCUGGGAUUCGCCCUGGCUCUUCUGGGCAUGAUUGGACUAGUAGUUGGUACAAUUAUGCCCCAGUGGAAGAUGUCUGCCUACGUCGGGGACAACAUCAUCACUGCGAUCUCCAUGUACGAAGGACUGUGGAUGUCCUGUGCGUUCCAGAGCACAGGUCAAAUGCAGUGUAAAGUGUACGACUCCAUCCUGCAGCUCAACAGUGCCCUUCAGGCAACCCGCGCCCUCAUGAUUGUGAGCAUUAUUGUAACGCUGGCUGGUCUGGGUGUUGCUUGCAUGGGAAUGAAGUGUACCAACUGUGGCGGAGAUGACAAAGUGCGCAAGUCCCGCACUGCAAUGGGUGGUGGAAUUAUUAUCUUGAUUGGAGGUAAAGAGCGAUCCGACUUGGUUGUCUUUAAUUUUUUUUUUUUUAAAAAGGUUAACAGUUUGAAUAAUGUUGUUUAUUCUGCCACAGCUUUGUGUGCCAUUGUUGCCUGCUCUUGGUAUGCGAAUGACAUCAUCCGGGCCUUCUACAAUCCCUUCACCCCUGUCAACACUAAGUAUGAGUUCGGUUCUGCCAUCUUCAUUGCCUGGGCCGGUGCGUUCCUGACCGUUGUGGGAGGUGGCAUUCUGGCAGCAAGCUGUCCAAAAAGCAAAGGGCGUCAAAGUGGACCAAAGUAUCCCAUCUCCAACCCCAGAUCCACUGGUAGCAACAAGGAUUACGUAUGAACAGGAACGUUCCUGGUUUGAGGCUGAAGGAACACUUUAACAUUUACAUUUGUCCAACUCAGAGAUUGAAGCAUUGCAAAGAUGUAUCGCAGGAGGUGGAGACCUCACUUUUUAUUUUGUAUUUUAGUUUCACCAGUACUAACCUGUGAUGUUACUCUAUUUUAUUAAAUCCAGUAAAAUAUUUUAAAUGAUGGCUGUUUACUCCUGAGACCAAGAUUAUUGGCUUUGUUUUGUCUGGAUCUGUACCUACUGCUUGCGUGCUUAUAUAAUGUACACCACACCACCACCCACGUACUAUGUCAGUCCUCCCUCAUUCUGCCAAAAUGCGGUACUGUGACACUGGCAGUAGACCCUUUAGAUCAGUUAUGGGUUUGGUUCAGUGAACCUCUGCAAUGUGCUUUGGUGUCUGAAGAGCUUUGGGGCGCGCCAGUUGUAAGCAAAUCCUUUUUUUUUUUUUUUUUUUUUUUUUUUUUUUUUCUUUCCCCCUCCAAACUAAAUUCUUCUCAUUGGCAUGUGGCAGCUGUGUUAUCUUGCUGCUGCCAUCAGAGAGUGCCAUAACACAUGAGAGAGCAUAGUGGGUCAAGUUGCCAACAAUGUCAACAAUUGGACAACAAACCCCCCGCCCCCCCACUCCUGUUUUUCAAAAAAAAAAAAACAUUUGUAAGGACUGAAUGCAUAAUAUUUAGUCUGCCAUCCAAGAUGAGAAGCUCUGUGCUACCAAUAUUACACAUUUUGUUUCCCCUGUGUAAACACGCAACAAAUCAUACAACCACAAACUAUUAUAGCUGUAGUUUUUUGUUUUUGUUUUUGUUUGUUUGUUUGUUUUGUUUUUUAAUCAUUUGCAGGAGUGAAUUUGGAACUACAAAUACAGAUUUUUCAAAAUUUCUAGUGUUUUGCUGAGAAAUGUUGUGACCUUGUUUUUGACUUUUUCUGUCUUGAUUACUGUUGUUUUGUGUUUUGUCACAAUAUCUGUUGCAUACAAUAAAUUUUCAGUUUUUAAAGAAUUUUUUUUUUUUUUUAUUGUAAAUUUGUGUUGUACAUUAAAAAUGGAAAGAA
Molecule: messenger RNA, 2049 nt
Organism: Oreochromis niloticus (Nile tilapia)
Lineage: Eukaryota; Metazoa; Chordata; Actinopteri; Cichliformes; Cichlidae
Product: claudin-7-A
Exons: 3
Coding region: 265-993 (242 amino acids)
Cellular component (GO): bicellular tight junction; membrane
Molecular function (GO): structural molecule activity
Source: RefSeq, a predicted model, not a curated record